AUGUCAACAUCAACUUCGGCUAGAAGAAAAGGAUUAGCACCUCUUAGAUCGGUUCAAACUAAGACUGAUAUAUCACCAAAACUAAAAAUUCCACGAUCCACAUUUACUGAAGCUUCAAAAAACAAAAAUCAAAUUUCAAUGAAUGAAUUGAUUAGAAACAAACAGAAAAAGCAGCAAUUACUUGAAAAUAAGACAAAUAUUAUUGCCAAAAUAGCUAGAUAUGAACAAUUGUUUACAUAUAAACCAAAAGAUAAAGAUAAUGUCAGAAUUCUUAAGGUUUUAAAGCCUUCAAUUGCUGAAGUCAAACGAGAUAUACGUCAAAGAAAAAGGGAUAUCAAGCGAAUCAGAAAUUCUGACAUCACUGCAUCAAUCACAGAAAAUCAAGAAGAGAUUAAGAUGUUACAUCUAGAAAUUGUUCGUCUUAAUGAAGAAAAGCACAAAGUAUACAAGGAAAUUGAUGAAGCUCAAGCAAAUCUAGAUGAAUUAAUUUCUAUGUAUGCACCACGUAGAAUGAGGCGCAGUAAGCAAAACAUCAGUGAGCUAAGAGAGAAGAUUCGUGAAACAGAGCAAGCAAUAGAUAUUAUCGAGCAUCCAGAAAAAUAUUUCGCUUCAAGUGAAGAAGAAUCAAAAAGAAAAAAGGAUGAAGAACAAAUGAGGAAAGAACUUAUAUCUCUCAUAAAGAAAACUAAGAAGCAAAGGAUUGAUGAGGAAAAUAAAAUAAGAGAAAUAGAAAAUGAAUUAUAUUCAGGAAAAUAUGAAAACCAAUUUUAUUCAUGUUGA
Messenger RNA from Trichomonas vaginalis G3, 780 nucleotides. RefSeq lists its product as uncharacterized. NCBI's taxonomy places the organism in Eukaryota, Parabasalia, Trichomonadida, Trichomonadidae. Bases 1 to 780 code for a protein of 259 amino acids. The transcript has a single exon. The record is from RefSeq and is a predicted model, not a curated record.